GCGAUCUGUGGUGGCGUUCAUCACACUGAGCUUUAAACCUGUAAAUCGAAAGUCGUCCGCAGCGCGAACACUCACUGCUGCACACUUAUACACGCACCGUGGGACGCUUUAGAGGACUUACUGGAAGAAACAGCUGAGCACGAAAAUGAUUUUCGACAAUUUGAAAAAGUUUGACAUCGUCUUCGACUCACCGGAGUUGGACUGUCCUCCGGUGUACAGCAGCGGGGACGUGGUGUCCGGCCGUGUGGUGCUGGACCUCUGCAGGGAGAGCAAGGUGGACUCACUGAAGCUCCACGCCGAAGGUUUUGCCAAAGUCCACUGGACCGAGUCCCGGUCCGCGGGCUCCAGCACCGCCUACACCCAGAACUACAGCGACGAAGUGGAGUACCUGAACCGGAGAGAGGUGCUGCUGCAGGCAGAUAAUGGAGAAGUAACCGUGCUCCCUGCAGGCAGACAUGAAUUUCCAUUCAGCUUCCAGUUGCCCGAGGAGACGCUGGUCACCUCCUUUGAGGGGAAACAUGGCAGCAUCCGCUACUGGGUUAAAGUUAAGCUCCACAGGCCGUGGGCCACCGUCAGGAAGCUGAAGAAGGAGUUUACAGUCAUUGAGCCCAUUGACAUCAAUACACCAGCCUUACUGGCGCCACAAGCUGGAACAAAGGAUAAGAUGGCCCGGGCUUGGUAUCGCAACUUUGGACAGGUGUCGGUAACGGCAAAGAUUGACCGCAAAGGCUACACACCCGGUGAGGUGAUCCCUGUGUUUGCCGAGUUCGACAACUCUACCUCCAGAUCAGUUGUGCCCAAAGCCUUCAUCACGCAGACGCAGACCUUCAUCGCUCGCGGCACAAUGAAACAGAAGCGCUCAGUGGUGGCCACGCUGUCCGGUGACUUUGUGGGCGCCAGACGCAGGGAGACUUGGCACGGGCGGGCCAUCAAAAUCCCACCCGUGGGGCCUUCCAUCCUGCAGUGCCGCAUCAUCAAAGUAGAGUACAUGCUCAAGGUUUGUGUCGAUGUUCCUGGAACAUCAAAGCUGUGUCUGGAGCUGCCGCUGGUCAUCGGCACCAUCCCCCUCCACCCCUUUGGCAGCCGGACCUCCAGCGUCAGCAGCCAGUACAGUGUCAACCUGGAGUGGCUGCGUAUGGCCAUCCCUGAGCAGCCUGAACCUCCCCCAGAUUACAGCUCUGUGGUGACAGAGGAGGAGGCUGAACAGUGCAACAACACCGUGCUCUCACAGCCGGCUGAGGACCUGAGUGGAAUCCUGGAGCGCCCCCUCAUGGCUUUUGUCCAAGAGUUUCGCUUCCGACCUCCACCUGUGUACUGCGAGAUUGACCCCAACCCUCAGCCCCUGAACAUGAGACCUCGCUGCAUGACGUGUUGAACCAUGCACUCUGCAAAGUCAAAGUCAAGCGAAUGAAAAUGAAUGAAACGAAUCAAGAGAUUUGUCUUCUCCCAGAUUACUUCUCUGAUGAACGGCGCCAGGUCCCAACAAGUGUUGUGGAGAGAGACUGGAUGCCACGGAGCGGUCCGGAGAGGAGGAGCUCACAGGAACUGGGUGUCAGUGGAGAAGCUGCCACUUCAUUUCAAAUCCAUAAAGUAAAGUGGACGUGUUCCUGUUCUGUUUUUCGGAGGAAGCAACUUCUCUACAUCAGUUCCUGUUCUCCCCCGGGUGAAUUUGAAUUCACAAGAAAGAGGGCUGCAAGUAUGUCCCAAUCAACGAUUCCCUCGUGUGAAGUGAAGCGAUUUUUGAAGAGAUUGGGACAGUUUGGGGUGGAAAAUUGAGAAUUUAAGUCGCAGUUGGUGUACAAAUGUUUGAAACAAAGAUCACUCUUGAGAAGUUGACAGAAUGUUUACAGGCACAUUGUCAUCUCUGAGUGUCGUAAAGAAAGAAGUGCAAUUAUUCUUAUGUUUCCACUCCCCUUUGAACACCUUAAAUUGCUAUGCAGUGUUUGACUCAUUAGCAAUGUGCCUUUUAUGAUUUCUACUGUUCCUUAAGCUACAUACUGUAUCUGUAAGUGUGAUGGUGAAGCAGACGAGUCAAAUAAGCAAAAUGUAUUUAAUGCAUGCAGGUAACGAUAUGUAAAAGGGAAAAUAUUUAUGCCUUAAAUAUCUGCAGUAGAGUAUUGCGUGAGCGUUUCAGGGAGUUGUUCUAUCUUUUGAGAUUAACGCAUCCUGAAAGAACUCGGAAGAACAAAAAAAACGGUUUGACUGUACGUGGAGAAAUUCCACUUGUUGACGAAAGGUCAGGUAGCAGUAGUUGUUGAUUUAAUCACAACUAAGCAAAAAUAGGACAAGCAGUUUGUGUAUAAAGCUGCACGUGGGCUCAGAUGAGCUCUCUUGGCUGCUAAAACAAAAGGAGGAGAUGGAGACCGGAGCCUUGUGCUCUGAAGCUUUUGAUGGGAGCCAGAUCGGCUCGGUGCUGUGGUGCUUUGUGACGCUCGGAGUAAAGACGCUCGGCGUUACGUGAAGCCUUGAGCUGGAGAUGCCACUGAAAUGUAUGGAUAAAGAACAUUCCAAAAAAACUCAUGAGGACUAUAUAUUUUUUUAUCCUUAACUUCCAAAAAACUGGUCUUCAGCUGUGCCACUUCCCUGGCGUGCACUGAAAAACCAAAUGUUUUUUUUUAUACAAAUGCAGUUGUUGAUUCAUAAUCUUGCCAAAGUUUUGUUAUUGUUUUUUCUAAUAAAUUCUUUGAAUGAA
Messenger RNA from Solea solea (common sole), 2692 nucleotides. RefSeq names its product arrestin domain containing 2 (gene arrdc2). The transcript is spliced from 7 exons. Bases 146 to 1375 code for a protein of 409 amino acids. Gene Ontology annotation, cellular component: cytoplasm; plasma membrane. The record is from RefSeq and is a predicted model, not a curated record. Gene Ontology annotation, biological process: protein transport. Lineage: Eukaryota; Metazoa; Chordata; Actinopteri; Pleuronectiformes; Soleidae.